Molecule: messenger RNA, 1686 nt
Organism: Hirsutella rhossiliensis
Lineage: Eukaryota; Fungi; Ascomycota; Sordariomycetes; Hypocreales; Ophiocordycipitaceae
Product: PIF1 protein
Exons: 4
Coding region: 1-1686 (561 amino acids)
Source: RefSeq, a predicted model, not a curated record
AUGCAAAAGCUUCGACGGCCCGACCAGUACGCCGUCCCGAUCUUCCAAGGAUACAUCAGCGACGACCAUGACGACGAUCACCCAGUGUAUAUUAAGCGAAAUUCUGUCCUACAUUUGGCGUUAUUCGUCCCUUGGGAAAACUUCAUUUCUGAGAGCCAAGGCGAUAUAACCGACAUAUGGACGACGCAUCGAGCGCGGCUUUGUCCCCGCCUCCGUUUCUACGUCUCCAACAUUUGUCUUUUGAGAAAGUCUGCCGAGGACGCGCGUAAAGACGCGAAGCUCUGGGCCACUCGAUCGGAGGGUGACGACACAAUUGACGUCGAGUACCCACUUGACGAUGGCCGCUACGAAGAGGAGCCUCCAGCGAUGGCCCAUCGUCAGGCCUACAGAGCUCUACUCCAGAUUUUGCGAAAUGCCGUGCAAGAUACAGACGCCACGAAAGACUCCCCCGUCCUUGGAGGUUUAAUACGCGACCUGUGCGAAGAGAACCCGGCUGAAGAAGAACAGCCUUUUGUGCUACGUCAGGACGAUCUAUACCGGAAUAUACCCCAUGAUCAAGGUGACGCCUUGUGCCAAUUUCCAAUCUCUCGAGACGAUGUCCAAGCAGCGGCCAAAGCCCAACGACUAUUGCAUCUUCGGAUGCUGGAUGAUAUCGAGGCUGGUUCUCAGCGCACCGUACUGUCCGCGAAUGGCACCGACAUUGACGAUACCCUAGCUCGUUACGGCGAUAUGGAGUCCGCCGCUGCGCUCCCGGGUAGUGACCUCGAUGAACAAGGCCCUCGGAUGCUUGUCGACGUCAGUCCGGUCACUAGCUUCGUGGAGAUGGGACGCACCACCGCCGCUAGCUUUACACUGAACUAUCUACAGACCAUGGCCCUUCAACUCGUUUGCGUAUUUCUGGACAAGUAUACUGCCGAUCCGGACUCAGCUGGUCAGCAUCUUCAAUAUACCGGCGGGCCGGGAGGCACGGGAAAGUCAAGGAUUAUCGAUGCCCUGAAGGGCGUGUUCGCGGCGAGAGACCAGCCACAUCUUCUGCAGAUAACCGGCACAUCAGGCAGUUCGGCGGCCCAGAUUGGCGGCACGACGAUCCACUCGGCCUGUGGGUUAGAUUCCCAUCGCGAUCCAAACAAACCGCCUCCCCCCUUCUCGGAGGCGAAGAAAUGGAUAUGGAAACUGAAGCUGGUACUCGUGAUUGACGAGACCCCCCUGCGACAAGCCACCAUCUCUCACCACAGCGGCUGCAGAUUGUGGUACAUGUUCAAAACCGUUGUGCUCCUCGAAGACCAAGUCCGCGCACGCAACGAUCCCCAACUCCGCGCACUCCUGGAUCGAGUCCGUAACGGCCGGCAGACCCAGCAAGAUCUGAGCUUGCUCAAUGCCAACAUUGUAGGACGCUCCCAAAUCACCUUCCAUGACGGUUUGCGUGCUAUAACGCCGCUGAACCGCACCCGGUGGGCCCUCAACAUGGAAGCCGUCGUGGGCUGGGCGCGCUUCAACAGGCAGCAUAUCCGUAUCUUUGUCUCGACUCACACCUGGCGCAACGGCACGCUUUCUCCAAACAUCGUAGCGCGAACCAUAGGACAAGGUGACGACUCUGCCUGCAAAGUCCCCGGCGUCUUCUUCUACGCUCAGGGCAUGCCUGUGGUUGUGAAAAAACAUCUACACGGGAUACCACUUGGCGGAUGA